Molecule: messenger RNA, 4001 nt
Organism: Dermochelys coriacea (leatherback sea turtle)
Lineage: Eukaryota; Metazoa; Chordata; Testudines; Dermochelyidae
Gene: PHF14
Product: PHD finger protein 14
Exons: 17
Coding region: 178-2709 (843 amino acids)
Biological process (GO): regulation of transcription by RNA polymerase II
Source: RefSeq, a predicted model, not a curated record
GUGGCUGGGAUCUGCAUCCGGGUCGCGGCUUGCGGCUGUGCCCAUUGUCUGGGUUACCGGCCCGGACUCCGCCAGCGCCGGACCCCUGCGCUGAGGAGCGGGAAGGCGACCGGCGCGCCUGCCGCCGCCCCGCCCCCCCGAGCCCGCCCUUCGUCUCCUUGUGCCGCCGCCGGCUUUAUGGAUCGCAGUUCGAAGAGGAGACAAGUGAAGCCUUUGGCAGCUUCACUGCUGGAAGCUUUAGAUUAUGAUAGCUCAGAUGACAGUGAUUUUAAGGUUGGAGAUGCCUCAGAUUCUGAAGGAAGUGGUCGUGGGAGUGAAGAUGCAUCAAAGGACAGUGGUGAAGGUUCCUGUAGUGAAUCAGAAGAGAAUGUCUUGGAGGAAGAAUUGGCAGAAGAAGUGAAAGUAGAGGAAGAACAGCAACCCAAAACUUCUGCUGGAGAAACGAUGCUUACAACAGAGAAGGAGGUGAUUAAGACUGAAAAAAAAGAACAGGAGGAAGAAGAUGAGAAGCCAAAAAAGAAAAAAGAGAAAGAAAAAGCAACUGAAUCUGAUGCUGCUGCUGAUGAGCAAACAAAUGAACCGAAAAAGUGGAAUUUGCGUAGGAACCGACCUCUGCUGGAUUUUGUAUCGAUGGAAGAGCUAAAUGAUAUGGAUGAUUAUGACAGUGAGGAUGACAACGACUGGCGACCUACUGCUGGGAAGAAGAAAGGAAAAACUGCACUGCGGAAAGAGGGAAGUGAUGGAGAUAAUGAGGAGGAUGAAGAUGAUGGAAGUGGUAGCGAUGAGGAUGACAAUGAUGAGGAAAACAAUGAGGAUAACAGCAGCACUGUUAGUGAUGGUGGAUCCAAGAAAAAGAAACAUAAAGUUCUUAGCAGGAAUAGUGCUGAUGAUGAGGAGCUGACAAAUGAUAGCCUGGCUCUAUCACAAAGCAAGAGUAAUGAGGACUCGCUGAUCCUUGAAAAGUCUCAAAACUGGACCUCCCAGAAAAUGGACCAUAUUCUGAUUUGCUGUGUUUGUCUUGGGGAUAACAGUGAAGAUGCCGAUGAAAUAAUCCAGUGUGACAAUUGUGGAAUAACAGUGCAUGAAGGUUGCUAUGGUGUUGACGGAGAGAGUGAUUCUAUUAUGAGCUCAGCUUCAGAAAACUCCACUGAACCUUGGUUUUGUGAUGCAUGCAAAUGUGGGGUAUCUCCUAGCUGUGAACUAUGUCCCAAUCAAGAUGGAAUCUUCAAAGAGACAGAUGCUGGCAGGUGGGUCCACAUAGUUUGUGCCCUCUAUGUUCCAGGAGUGGCAUUUGGAGAUAUUGACAAGCUGCGGCCAGUAACACUUACUGAAAUGAACUAUUCUAAGUAUGGUGCCAAGGAAUGCAGUUUUUGUGAAGAUCCUCGUUUUGCCAGAACUGGUGUUUGCAUUAGUUGUGAUGCUGGCAUGUGUAGAGCUUAUUUCCAUGUGACCUGUGCUCAGAAAGAAGGCCUGCUGUCAGAAGCAGCAGCUGAAGAGGACAUAGCAGAUCCUUUUUUUGCUUAUUGUAAACAGCAUGCGGACAGGUUAGACAGAAAAUGGAAACGGAAGAACUACUUGGCUUUACAGUCUUAUUGUAAAAUGUCCUUGCAGGAAAGAGAGAAACAGCUCUCUCCAGAAGCGCAGGCCCGAAUCAAUGCCAGAUUGCAGCAGUAUCGUGCCAAGGCAGAAUUAGCUCGUACCACCAGGCCUCAGGCAUGGGUUCCCAGGGAGAAGCUGCCACGACCACUCACUAGCAGUGCUUCAGCCAUACGUAAGCUGAUGCGCAAAGCUGAAUUAAUGGGAAUUAGUACAGACAUCUUUCCCGUGGACACUUCAGAUACCAGUUCCAGUGUGGAUGGAAGGAGAAAACAUAAGCAACCGGCUCUGACUGCUGAUUUUGUGAAUUAUUAUCUUGAGAGAAAUAUGCGCAUGAUUCAGAUCCAAGAAAAUAUGGCUGAACAGAAGAAUAUUAAGGAUAAACUAGAAAAUGAACAAGAAAAACUUCAUGUGGAAUAUAACAAGCUGUGUGAGUCCUUGGAAGAGCUACAAAAUAUGAAUGGAAAGCUACGAAAUGAAGGGCAAGGAAUAUGGACUCUACUGGGUAGAAUCAUUGGGCAGAAAUUGAACAUUCCAGUAAUUUUGCGAGCACCCAAGGAGAGGAAACCAAGUAAAAAGGAAGGAGGAACACAAAAGACGUCUAUGCUUCCAGCAGUACUUUAUAGUUGUGGAAUUUGUAAGAAGAACCAUGAUCAACACCUCCUCUUACUGUGUGAUACCUGUAAACUACAUUAUCAUCUUGGGUGUCUGGACCCUCCUCUUACAAGAAUGCCAAGGAAGACUAAAAACAGUUAUUGGCAGUGCUCCGAGUGUGACCAAGCAGGCAGCAGUGACAUGGAAGCAGAUAUUGCCAUGGAAACCUUACCAGAUGGGACCAAGAGAUCAAGGAGGCAAAUUAAGGAACCAGUGAAAUUUGUUCCACAGGAUGUGCCACCAGAACCCAAGAAGAUUCCAAUUAGAAACACGAGAACUAGAGGACGAAAACGAAGCUUUGUGCCUGAAGAAGAAAAGCCUGAGGAACGUAUUCCUAGAGAAAGACGGCAAAGGCAGUCUGUUCUACAAAAGAAGCCCAAGUCAGAGGAUUUAAGAACUGAAUGUGCUACGUGCAAGGGGACUGGAGACAAUGAAAAUCUAGUCAGAUACCCUUCAUGAGACACAACUCUACCACAUCUCAUCCUCGAAGGCAAUCCUGGAAACCUCUUUUAUAAAUGUGAUUUUAAAAUGUGGAUAAAACUCUCAAUAGAGUACAUAAAGUAAAGGAGAACAGCUAUCUUGUCUUUUUCAUAAGCUUAUCGUGACAAAAAGUUGAGUUUGCUUGUCAGGUUUGGCUAGAAUGUAAGUGAUUGGUUUGUUACUUGGACUGACAAGGCAGUUAAUUUGCCUGCAUUUUUUGCACUAAUCAGGAACGUUUGAUAUAUCCAUUGUUGGAAAAUACCAGAUAAAUGUUGUGUCAGAAUUGUCCUGUUAAAGUAAUGUCUUGUUCCCCUGUGCUUCCUUGACAAAUGAUGAUAUACAGUGCUUGGAUUCAUUGAAGAGUGACAGAAACCUGUGGGACUUAAAUACUGUAUGUUUCUCUGUGGUGGUAUUGAUUUAUUUUAAAAAAUCAACGCUUUGCCAUCAGGCUGCUGCUCUACUAAUAUGCAGUUUAAUAAGAAUAUUCCUAUAUAAAUACUGUGUUGUGGAAUAUGAUAGAAGUUUAUGUAAAAGGAUUAUUUCAAUACAAUGGCAAUAACAGACCUGUAAAACACUUGACACUUUCUCAUUUUGAAAUAAUAGCCUUGCUGCAGAAGAAUUGAUUUUGUGCUUAUUAGCAUGAACUAAUUGUUUCCGCUUUCAAAUGUUCGAGUGAAUAGAAAUAUAUCUAUAUCCAUUCUUUCUGGAUCACUGCUGAGACAAACAGGAAAAUUUGAAUAUUGUCUUAUUUGGAUUAAUUUUACUGUGGUGUUCAGGUCAAGGUAUGUUUUGGUUUUUCUUUUUGUUUUUUCUAAUUUAAAUAUGAAACUGCUAUAUAAGUUGGGGAUGAAUGAAGAACUGAUCACACAGCAUACCAUCUGAAAGAUCUUCAUCUACGUCCAUGUACCUCCAGAUAGAUACAGACAUAAUAUUUUGGUCUACAAACUAUACUGAUCAAGUUCUUAAAUCUACAGCAGCAGUAUAUAGACAUUUCCAUCGUUUCAUCUUGAACUUGGGAAAAAACUCUGUUCAAGUGUAACUUUGCAACAUAUCAUCUUGGAACUUCUUGAUCUAUGGUGGGGGGUUUUGUCAUCCAUCAAGGUAUAUUUUUAGUUGAAAAUAAAUUUUAAACAUAAAAGAAAAAAGAUACAUGCUGUAUUAAGUGAUAGGAGAAAAAUACAAAUUGGUGUAUACUAAUUUAAAAGUCGUAUCUUAUUAGGGCGUCUCAUGUUUGGAUAUUAUGUUCAAUAAAAUUAACUUGAUGUGUCUAA